Messenger RNA from Rhagoletis zephyria (snowberry fruit fly), 781 nucleotides. Lineage: Eukaryota; Metazoa; Arthropoda; Insecta; Diptera; Tephritidae. The record is from RefSeq and is a predicted model, not a curated record.
AUGAACAUUGGUCCUAAGGUGUAUGGAAUAUUUGCCGAAGGAAUGAUAAUCAAGUUUUAUGAGAAUGAAGAAUUUGGCACUAAACACCAAAAAAAUGAUCUGUUGGUUAAAAAACUUGUCAAAAACCUAGCCGCUUUUCAUCACUUGGAUGUGCCGAUUCGCAAAGAUGGACUUAAAUCGUGGCUUUCGCAAAAUGAAACAUGUCUUGAAAUUGCUUAUCGUGAUAUGAAUGCUCAGUCGUUAAUUGAAGAGCUACAGUUACCUCUACUGAUGAAGCAUGAUCCUAGAGAGGAGUUUAAAAAACUGAAAACUUUGAUCAAAUCGUUGAACUCUCCCACGGUGUUUUGCCAUAAUGAUUUUCGUGGUUGCAACUUUUUGGUAAACAAAGCUGAUCAAAACAUUGUGCUCAUUGACGCUGAGUACUCAGCUUACGGAUUACGUGGUCAUGACAUUGGUGGUUAUAUUGUCGAAUGGGGUUGUGAGCCGUUUGAAAUUGAAAAACAUGAUUUGCCAUCGGACGAUGUACUGAAUUACUUUGUUCAACUCUACAUUGACGCUUGUGAAAAACAAAAUCCCGGUUACGCCGCUAAACCAGAAAACUCCUUAGCAGUAAUUGUAAAAGAAGUUAAAGUGAUGUCUUUAGGGAACUGUUCAGGAAAAUGUUCCUACAAGUUUGACGCAUCACAAGAUCCCGACGCUGAGUUCGCCAACUCUCCGCAGUGCCUGCUCUCCUCAAGAAUACUCAACACAACUGAUGUGGUCGGCAUAGUCACCGGGCUAG